AUGCCGCAGAACGAAUAUAUAGAAAGGCAUAUCGCCCUUCAUGGGCGGCGUUUCGAUCAUGAAACGAGGACCCGCAAGAAGGCCGCGAGGGCGGCUCAUACGAUGAGCAAGAAAGUACAGAAGAUGCGUGGCAUCAAGGCCAAGAUCUUCAGGAUGCGGCGGUACGCGGAGAAGGUCGAGAUGAAGAAACAAAUCAAGAACAAUGAGGAAAAGGAGGCCAAGGAGGAAGUGGUUGCGUCCGGUGAAGGCGCCAUACCUGCCUACCUGCUCGAGAGAGGGGAGGUUAAUCGCACGAAGAUCCUGUCGAACAUGAUCAAACAAAAACGUAAGGAGAAGGCCGGGAAGUGGAACGUUGUCCGGCAAAUGAACGAGGCCGAAAUGUUCAGAGUUAUGAAGUCCGGCAAGCGCAAGAAGAAGCAGUGGAAGCGCAUGGUAGACAAAGUCUGCUUCGUACCGGAGGACUACACACGAAAGCCGCCAAAGUACGAAAAGUACAUUCGGCCCACCGGACUGCGAUUCAAAAAAGCGCACGUCACCCACCCGGAGCUGAAAACCACAUUCUUCUUGGACAUAAUUUCCGUCAAGAAGAAUCCGCAAUCGCACCUCUACACGAGCCUUGGGGUGAUUACGAAGGGUACCAUCAUCGAGGUUAACGUGAGCGAGCUGGGUCUGGUCACGCAAACCGGAAAGGUCGUAUGGGCGAAAUAUGCCCAGGUCACCAACAACCCGGAAAACGACGGAUGCAUCAACGCAGUGCUGCUAGUGUGA
Messenger RNA from Babesia bigemina, 768 nucleotides. Its product is annotated as ribosomal protein Se8, putative. The transcript is spliced from 4 exons. Gene Ontology annotation, biological process: maturation of 5.8S rRNA; maturation of LSU-rRNA. The record is from RefSeq and is a predicted model, not a curated record. Gene Ontology annotation, cellular component: nucleolus; preribosome, large subunit precursor. Bases 1 to 768 code for a protein of 255 amino acids. NCBI's taxonomy places the organism in Eukaryota, Apicomplexa, Aconoidasida, Piroplasmida, Babesiidae.